Molecule: messenger RNA, 4395 nt
Organism: Notechis scutatus (mainland tiger snake)
Lineage: Eukaryota; Metazoa; Chordata; Lepidosauria; Squamata; Elapidae
Source: RefSeq, a predicted model, not a curated record
AUGGGAAACAUUUGGGUUCUGUUGCUUUUUGCCCUGAAUCUGAAAACCGCCUGCUCCACCUUUGUCAGCAUCAACCAGGGACUAAAAGUGAUGAGAGGUCAAUCUGUCUUCCUGUCACAAAAGGAGUUGGAGUUUUCCAUCCCCAGAGAGAAGGACGCAUGUAAAAUAAAAGUGGUGAUGAAUGAGCCAGUCGCCCAGAGAGUUGGGAAGCUGACCCCACAGGUGUUUGACUGCCAUUUUCUUCCCAAUGAAGUCAAGUACACUCACAACGGAUGCCCAAUUCUCGAUGAGGACUUUGUCAUGCUGAGGCUAUAUAGAUUUACAGAAAUGGAAACUUUCACAGAAACACUCAUUCUUCUUGUAAAGAUACUUGAACCAGAUUGUAAUAUUAUCAAGAUGAGCUCCAGUGCUUUGGAGGUCCCUGAGUUUCACGGCCUGUCUAACAUAGUUAAUAAGAACAUAAUCACUUUGGACUACAACAGGAAGAUAAAUUUGGAAUGCACGAUAAGCUUGAACUCCUUAGAGACAUUUCUGCCCGCCCACGGUCAGCUUGUUAUCGGAGAAAACAAAGAAGAAGUACCUAGAGGAGAUCAGCCACAGAGUUCCUUCCAUACAACUAACCUGAGGACUGUUCAGAAUAUCAGAGUGAGCUGUGAUGAGUUUCUUCUGAUGGGACUUAGAUACCAACAUUUGGACCCUCCUUCACCUAAUAUAGAUUACAUUCCCAUCAGGCUGGAUCUCACUGAUACCAGAAGCAAGAUUUUGUAUAAGUCUGAGUAUGCUUGGAUUCCUGUUCAGAUAAAAAAUGCAGUUUCUAACCAGCCCCCUCAACCCAGCUUCAUGGCCAUGCUCAUCUUAGAAGCAGACCAAUUCAUCCUGAGUCCCCUAUCCACAGCCAUAUUGGAUGCUGAAGACAGUGAAACACCCAAAUCUUUGUUAGUCUUUAAUAUCACCCAGCCACCCCAGGAAGGCUUCAUUACACACCUGCAAGACCACACUAAAGCUGUCUCGUCCUUCACCUGGACCAGCCUGGAUAGCAUGCUGAUUGCAUAUCAACCUCCAAACAGCAGCCAUACAGAGAGAAGAAAUUAUGAGGUGGAAUUUGAAGUUUAUGAUUUGUACUUUGAAAAAAGUGUGCCAAUUACUCUUUAUAUCUCUGUGAGAACAGCAGACACAAAUGCACCAAGGGUUUCAUGGAACAUGGGUCUUGAUCUUCUGGAAGGUCAGUCUCGCCCAAUAACAUGGGAGCAGCUUCAAAUUGUAGACAAUGAUGAUAUCAGCAGCGUUCGCUUGGUCCCUGUGGAUGGGUUACAACAUGGGCAGCUCACUGUAAGAGGAGAGAAAGGAUUCGUGUUUAAUGUCUUGGAUCUGAAGACUGGAGUUGUUCGUUACCAUCAUGAUGACAGCGAUUCCACCAAAGACUCCAUUGUUUUUAGGAUCUUUGAUGGCCACCACAGUAGCCGCCACAGGUUUCCAAUCAAUAUUCUGCCCAAAGAUGACAGCCCCCCUUUUCUCAUUAGUAAUGUUGAAAUAGAAGUCCAUGAAGGAGAAACGAUCUUGAUCCAAAGCUCAAUGCUUCGAGCAUCGGAUAUGGACUCUAGCGAUGACUACAUUCUCUUCAAUAUCACCGGAUCACCCCAAGCAGGAGAAAUAAUGAAAAAACCUAAAACAGAUUUUAUUGGUUAUCCAGUUACUAAAUUCCUUCAGAAAGAUCUGUUUAAUGGGAUAAUUUACUACCAUCACUUAGGAGGAGAAAUAUUUGAAGAUUCAGUAGAGCUGAUUCUGUGUGAUAGCCAUGAUCCUCCCAAUCUUUCAGAAAUUCAGAUAAUAAGAGUGCACAUAAUUCCUGUGAAUGAUCAGCUGCCAAAAGAAUUUCCAGGAACAAACCGUCAUCUGACUGUUAAGGAAACAGAGAUUGCUUAUUUAACAAAGACACACCUUCAUUAUAUAGACAUGGAGACCCAGGAUAGUGAGCUAAUAUACACCAUAACAUCUCCCCCAUUCUUCUCCUUAGCACAUGACCACACAGAUGCUGGAAAAUUGUUCAUGGUAGAGAGUAUUCCUAAGCUUAUCAAGGAUCCUUCUAUUCCAUCACUAAGAUCAUUCACUCAGCACGCCAUAAACCACAUGAAAGUUGCCUAUGUGCCACCCAUGGAAGAUAUUGGUCCUGAACCCCAAUAUAUCCAGUUUGCCUUUUCCAUCAGCAAUCAACAUGGGGCAACUGUGUAUGGCAACUGUUUCAACAUUACUGUCCUUCCAGUGGACAAUCAGUCUCCAGAGGUGCUUACACACAGCUUGAAAGUGGAAGAAGGGGGCCAGAGCACCAUUACCAAAGGCCAUAUUUUGAUUUCAGAUGCGGACACCAAACUGGAAAACAUACGUAUAUAUCUCCUUACGCUUCCUCUUCAUGGAACUGUUGAAUUAAAUGAGAAUCCAAUGAAUCAGAGAGAUUGGCUGACGUGUGAAGAUUUACAGAUGUCCAAAGUCAGGUACCAUCAUAAUGGUUCAGAGUUUCCACAGGACCAUAUUCUUUUUGAGGCUACAGAUGGCAUCAAUUCCUUUGAAUUCACCCUCCAUGUAAAGGUAAUUCCUGUAAAUGAUGAGCCCCCGGUGAUGAAUGCUGACCUCAUUCCCUUCGUGUGGUGUCCAGAAGGACAGGCGGUGCCCAUCACUUCAGAGCAUCUCUAUGCAACUGAUAAAGAUAGUGAAGACAUGCAGCUGAUGUUCAUGGUUGCGCGACCCUCUAAGUAUGGGGUUGUGAAGAGAGGUGGACUUGUGAUAGAUCGCUUUCUCCAAGCUGAUGUUGUUUCUGGAACGGUGACAUACGAACAUACAAGUGGCGAGAUUGGCCUAGCUCUUAUCUUUGAUGUUCUUACCUUUAUUGUGUUGGAUGAUGAAAUUGAUCCUGAUGUAAAGGCCUGCUGUGACGAUAAAUCUCCAUUUUUUUCUGUACCAUAUCAUAAAUCCUUUCCAGUAUAUGAUAUUAAUAUCACAAUAUUUCCAGUUGACAACCAGCCACCAUCCAUUGCCACCGGACUUGUGUUUGCUGUGCUGGAAGGUGCCUCAGCAGCUAUCACAAGUAAACACUUGUAUGCCACUGAUCUUGACACCAAUGCAGAUGACUUACAGUUUGUUUUAACAUCCCCUCCCCAGUUUGGGUACAUAGAAAAUAUUUUGCCAUCGCCUGGUUUUGAGAAAAGCAAUGAAGGGAUUAGUAUAGCUUCAUUUCACAUGGAAAAUGUGAGGAAGAUGCAGAUUAACUAUGUUCAGACCAGGCACAGGAGAAUUGAACCAACUACAGACCAAUUUAUGCUGUACGUCACUGAUGGGAAGCAUCGUUCAGUGGAGGCACCAUUUUAUGUCUUCAUUAACUCAACCAAUGAUGAAGAACCAGAAUUCAUGGCAAGGAAUUUUACAGUGCAAGAGGGACAGAUGAAGGAGUUGGAUCCAUCAAUAAUCAACGCUGUUGAUUUGGAUGUACCAGAAGAUAUCCUCACGUUUACUGUCCUUCAACAACCCCACCAUGGGUUUCUUGUUAAGGGAGCAUAUGGCAACAAUAUUUUUCAUUACAGGCAGGCAAUUAUUAGUCAACAGUAUCAUGAAAUUCAGGUGGAUAGUAUAUCCAUGGAGAUUUUAAAAAAUGGAUUGAAGCUUGUGUAUCUACACGAUGACUCUGACAGCUUAGCUGAUGACUUUUCAAUCCAGCUGUCGGAUGGGAAACAUCAAGUGUCAAAAACCAUUUCAGUUAAGGUUACCCCAGUUAAUGAUGAGAAGCCAGUGCUGAGCAGAAAGGGUAAGAUAGAGGUGAAUAUGGGGGAAGCACAGAUAAUAUCUAGUGCUAUUUUAUCAGCUGAAGAUAAAGAUACUCCUCGGGAACAAAUUUAUUAUCUGUUUGAGAGAGUUCCAGAAAAUGGACAUCUUCAGCUCAAGGUAGGUCAAGAUUGGGUGGCACUGUACAAAGGAAUGAAGUGCACCCAGGAGAAUAUAGACAUGAACGCUGUGAGGUAUAUACACACUGGAACUCUUGGAUCAAACAAUGAAGACAGCUUCUCCUUUCACCUUUGGGAUGGAAACAACAGAUCUCCAGAAGUGGUUUUUCCCAUUGCUAUUAAAGAUGUGGAAAAGGGAAACAUUGCAAUGUUGAUGAGACCCCUCACCGUGUUGAUAGGUGACAAAGGUCUCCUGAUGACUGAUGUCCUCCUUGCAGUUGAUGGUACCAAGAAGCCAGAGGAGCUACACUAUGUGAUUACUUCCCCACCACAGUAUGGACAGAUAGAAUAUGUCGGCUAUCCUGGAAUCCCCAUUACGAGUUUCAGCCAAAUGGAUGUAGCAGGGCAGAAAGUCUGCUAUGUCCACAGUAAUAGAGCAUCUUCCUCUAAAGAUACAUUCAGGUAA